Homalodisca vitripennis (glassy-winged sharpshooter) is the source of this 1970-nucleotide messenger RNA. RefSeq lists its product as uncharacterized. The transcript is spliced from 7 exons. The record is from RefSeq and is a predicted model, not a curated record. Lineage: Eukaryota; Metazoa; Arthropoda; Insecta; Hemiptera; Cicadellidae. The coding region runs from base 252 to 1676 and encodes 474 amino acids.
GUUUAUUGUAGUUGCAACAACUGUUUGUGUAUUAUGAUAUCAGAGAUCGUUUGUUGCUAGUAUUGUGGUGAAAUACUACUUCAUGUUUUGUUCAGUUGCAUAUUUUUAAGGUUUAGUGAAUCUUGCUUUUAUGUGUGUUUUUAUAUCACAUGUAAUGGGUUGUGCAGUCUGCAAGUUUUUCACCAGAGACAGAGCCAAUCUGAGCUUCUUCGUCGUCAUGAUCUUCUUUCUUCGCGGUGUCCACGGGUAUAAUGCUGAAAGAUAUAUUCUUCAUAAACGAUCGAGGCCGCGUAGCAGCUGCGAGGAACAGUCGGUACCCGAAUUAUCAGCACCACCAAGAUGACUACGAGGAUUUCGACCCUGGGGCACAGCUAGGAGAGGAGUACCUAGCAUACAGUGAUUCAGGACCCAGUCACCAUCCUCCACCAGGCUCCCACACUGCUGUCCCUGAGAAUCUUCCUCACCUGGGCAACAUUUCGGCUAGUGCAGGCAACUGGCAGAGUGUCGCAGGCACUAGGUCCAAGUUUUUCGUGUUUGCCGCCUACUACGAGAGGCGAGGCCAGCGAGCAGUCCGUGUGAUCGCCGCCACCAAGACCCUAGGUCCGGAGCGAGUCUGGUGCCGGCUUUGGUUCCACAACGCCACUUCUUCACAGCCACAGUCAGUCUCCGUACCAGGGAAAGUGAAGGUCAUAAGAGAGAACUGGAAUCUUGAAUAUUCCGCCUGUUUUGUGCUUUGUCCACUGCAUGGGAACCAGUUAGUGCCAGCGUCUGUGUCUGUGGUCAGUCGACUGCGGGUGGCACCAUCUAACCAUCUCCUGGUACACGCCCCUUCUCCUACAGCGAACAUCACUGGGCAGCUGGCCGUCUGUAUCAAACCCCUCCAUCACAACUACAGCCAGACAUUGAAACUGAUUGAAUUCAUCGAACUAAACAGUCUACUGGGUGUCUCACAUUUUUUCUUCUACAACCACACAUGUUCCGCCGAGGUGAGUUGUGUGCUGGCAGACUACGCCGCACGCCACCGGAUCACAGUUCUGCCCUGGCAGCUCGACAUUGCCUCACAGACCGAGAUUCGCACUGAGGGCAUUUUCGCUGCUCUCAAUGACUGUGUGUACCGCACAAUGUAUCGCUUCUCUCACAUCGCACUCAUCGAUCUGGACGAGUUCAUUGUGCCACACAACAGUGAUACGCUGCAAGAACUCAUACAGCGGUUGGGGAAGCAAAUCAAUACAAGGUCAGCAGGCUCCUAUUCCUUCCGGAAUGCCUUCUUCUACCUGCAGUGGCCUGAUGAUAUCCAGGAGUCCGAGAACGUUUUGGACACUCUCGAAACGAAUAUGGUGACACUACGGAAGACGAGACGGAAAGUGCAACUAAACCCACACAGACAACGCAGCAAGUACAUUUGUCGGCCUGAGCUGGUCAUAGAGGCGGGCAACCACUUUGUCUGGGAACUAGUACCUGGUUACAACACUCUCAAUGUUCCACCACACAUGGCCAUCAUGCAUCACUACAGGCUGUGCGAGUCCGGAGGGAACAAUUGUAUCAAUUCCCCAUCUGUGCUGGACAGGACACUUUACCGUUACAGAAGCAGGUUGCUGAUGGCCGUAGGGAAUCAGUGGAACCAAUCAAUGGCGCUCUGCAAUCUCCCUGAGGUUACCUCGGCACCCCUCUCCUGACCACCAUUACCCUCUUGGGACCCCCCAGUUAAAAAGCCCUUCCAGAAUAACCACUGACGCCCAUGCACUCAUGUCUAAAAGCACAUGUUGGUGACACUUACCUAUCAGUUCAGUAAUGUACCUGUUUUCAAUAGUCCACAUGCUUCAGAUACAAUAAUUUGUAAUUCCUUUAUUUUUAAAUGUAGUUCUCUACUUUUAAUACUCUGAGAACCAUAACAUCUUUAAGUACUAUGAUUUGCUUAAUUUUAAACAAUUUAAUUUAAUUUUAUGCAAUAAAUCACACAUAUAAUUCGA